AUGAGAGCAGCCCUCGCUCCCAUUCGCAGUGCUUUCCAUCGAUGCAGAGGCAUAAGCUUCAAGAGUGCUGCAGAACUGCGGAGAGCUUGUCGGUCAAACACCUGGACAGGGCCAACCGCAGGGGAGGCGCCUGGUUAUGUCCAGGCCAAUUUGGUCAUCCUCCCAGGCAAGUAUGCGGAACAGUUUAGAGACUUUUGUGUCAAAAAUGCAGCGCCGUGCCCCCUCUUGGAGCACACUGGCCCUGGCUCCUUCGAACCUAAACACCUCGCACCCGGUGCAGAUCUUCGCACAGACUUGCCCAAGUAUCAUGUCUGGAGAGAAGGCAAAAUGGUGGAGGAAAGACAGGAAGUCCUGGGCCUUUGUGAAGAUGAUAUGCACGGCUUUCUUCUCGGAUGCUCAUUCACGUGGGAAGAUCUCCUAGCAGAGGCUUAUUUGACCCCUCGCCAUGUUGAGGAAGGUCGGAAUGUGCCAAUGUUCGACUCAUCAAUCGAAUUGAGGAGUGCGGGUCCUUUUCAAGGCCACAUGGUCGUGUCGAUGCGGCCAUACCGCAAAGAAGAUGCCGAGAAGGUUUGUGCGAUAACAGGGGAAUUUCCAGCUGCCCAUGGCCCACCAGUGCAAAUCGGUCAACCAGCCGAGAUUGGUGUGAAGGACCUUAUGAGACCAGACUACGGAGAGGCAGUUUCAUUCAAAGAUGGGGAGGUCCCUCUGUUCUGGGCUUGUGGUGUCACACCACAAAAUGCAUUGAAGCAGGCGAAACUGCCUUUAGUGAUCACCCAUGCACCUGGUCACAUGUUCGUUGGCGACAUUCGCAACGAUGAGCUCAAAGAUUGGCAAGUACCUGGUGUGUGGUCUGCACGCCCCACGCAAGUGGAGUGA
Molecule: messenger RNA, 876 nt
Organism: Cladocopium goreaui
Lineage: Eukaryota; Dinophyceae; Suessiales; Symbiodiniaceae
Source: the annotation of a GenBank genome assembly